Molecule: messenger RNA, 1878 nt
Organism: Sardina pilchardus (European sardine)
Lineage: Eukaryota; Metazoa; Chordata; Actinopteri; Clupeiformes; Clupeidae
Product: zinc finger protein 501-like
Exons: 3
Coding region: 226-1608 (460 amino acids)
Biological process (GO): regulation of transcription by RNA polymerase II
Cellular component (GO): nucleus
Molecular function (GO): RNA polymerase II cis-regulatory region sequence-specific DNA binding; DNA-binding transcription factor activity, RNA polymerase II-specific
Source: RefSeq, a predicted model, not a curated record
UAUGGGUUAUAUUAGUAGGGGGUGAUUUCACUUCGAAUGAAAGGUUAUUGUCUGAACGGAGAGAACAUUAGGUUAUAUGUAUGUAUGUGUAUAAGUUUAGAGUCGUCGUAGCUGCGCUACAUAAACAGACGGAGGAAGGAUCUUCUGAAGGCUGCUGCUGAGAGGGCUUGAAGCAUGAAGUAGCAACGCACAGACUAAACGGAGAUUAAAGAGAGAAAAUCAAGCAUGGCUCCGAUCCUCAGUUCAGAAACAGACGAGUCUCCAUCAGACCCAGAACCGGUCCUGUCCCCUGCGGACCCAGAACCGCUCCUGUCCCCUGCGGACCCAGAACCGCUCCUGUCCCCUGCGGACCUGGCCCGUCUGUGCCGGGUAAGGAAGGUGUCGGUGGUGCUGGUGGACUGCUGUAGAACUGCAGAACAGCCGGCGAAGAUCGAGGAGAACACGCCAGAUGGAGAACAGACCAAGACCCGAAAGCGGCCGUUCUCUGGUUCCCAGUCCAGCAAGAAGCUCAAAGUUCCCCAGCGCGCUCUCACUGCAGAGAGGACACAGCAGCAGUCCGCGGAGGGUGGAGAGAGUUUAGCCGCUCAGUCAAGCUCCGAGGGUCCCCAGCGCACUCGUGAAGGAGAGCAGACACCCCGGGAGUCCAGCUUACAGACGUGUGUGUGCACGGGAGACCGGCCGUACCUCUGCACUCAGUGUGGCAAGAGCUUCAGCCGGGAGUCUUACCUGAACACACACCUGCGCACUCACACGGGCGAGAAGCCGUUUGCGUGCGGCGAGUGUGACCGGACUUUCAUAGACGCUCGAGGACUCCGCAGACACCGGCACACACACACAGGGCUGCGGCCGCACGCCUGCGGUCAGUGUGGCAAGAGCUUCUCUGAAGCAGGACACCUGCGGAGCCACGAGCGCACGCACUCGGGAGAGAGACUGUACCUCUGCGCAGAGUGUGGCAAGACCUUCUCGACCCGGUCCGGCCUCCACCUGCACCAGCACACGCACUCCGGAGAGAGACCGUACAGCUGCACCGAGUGUGGCAAGAGCUACACCCGAGAGGACAGUCUCCGAGUGCACCAGCGCACUCACAUGGGAGAGAAACCGUUCGGCUGCACUCAGUGCGGCGAGGCGUUCAGGCACUACGGAGCUCUCAAGAAACACCGGACGCUCCACAAAGAAGAGGGGCUGUUUCACUGUCCGCAGUGCGACAUGACGUUCCUUUACGCCGGGAAACUCAAAUCCCACCUGCGGACGCACACAGGAGAGAGACCCUUCCGCUGCGACGAGUGCGACAAGAAGUUCACGCUGAACGGAGAGCUCAAGAGACACAAGCGCACGCACACGGGGGAGAGACCGUACCAGUGCACGCAGUGCGACAAGAGCUUCAUCGAAGUGGGGAAACUGCGGAGACACGAGCGCACUCACACUGGAGAGAGACCGUACGCGUGCGCUCAGUGUGGCAAGAGCUUCGUCCGUCUGGAUUAUCUCCAGAAACACCAGCACACACACACACACACACACACACACACACACGCAGGAGGACGCUCCUUCCUCGUGACGUCGACACCAGCGCACUCGCCUGAUCCUGGUGCGGACCCAGCGGACGAUUGACCACACCGACACCGAGCUCUUGAGUUUGGACAUAUUCCCUCCGUAGCUAUGGAUGCCCUGUAUAGGUCAUGUGAUUGACCACACACACACCGAGCUCUUAAGUUUGGACAUAUUCCCUCCGUAGCUAUGGAUGCCCUCUAUAGGUCAUGUGAUUGGGUCUGGACCACUCCUAAGUUGUGCAGUUUUAGGAGAAAUGCUUUUACUGCCUAAAAGUGUCUUGUUAGAUGGCAAUAGGUGCAUAAUGUUCAGCCACUAAGUCUAAGAUAAGUG